Messenger RNA from Symbiodinium pilosum, 1335 nucleotides. The record is from the annotation of a GenBank genome assembly. Lineage: Eukaryota; Dinophyceae; Suessiales; Symbiodiniaceae.
AUGAUCUUCCGGCAGCUUUGCUGCCUCCUUUCUAUUGGGUUGGCAGCUGGACAAGAGCUGAAAAAUGUUGCUAUCACUGCAAUCGGCGAAGAUGGCCAGGCUGUUGUUGCGGGAAGUAAAUUGCAAGGCCUUGAUAUCACGUUCACGACCUACACUGCAGGGGCUACUACAGCCACCAUUGAGCUCCCUUCUGGCUUGAUCACUGCGACUGGAUCGGUGAACUUGACAUUUACAGCCCCUGGUGGCACGACAGUCACCUACACCACCACAACGGUGACGACAACAACAUACUUGUCUGAUGAGAGCGACGAGAAUAGCACCACCGCUGCCCCCACGCGUCGGAUGUCCACAUAUGACAGGUACUACUCUUCCCGAAGGUUGUCCGGCAGCUGCGUUGUGACUGGUGCUUCCAUCUCUGGGACGACUAUGACGCUGGACCUCGCCGGUAGUGGGCCAGGAGGUGCCUGCCAGUCAGGAGACACAGUUUCCACCUCGGUCACAGCAGAUUCUGGCGGGUCAGCCACCUUCAACAAUGCCCCCGCUGGCACCAUCAAUUUCCAGAUUUCAACAGACACGGAUUCUGUGGUCAUCCCCAUUUCGCUUUCCCCUGAUGGCAGCGGGGGCUUCACCGUGUCUGUGGUAGGGGAUCCCAUCACUUGGUAUGGAGGCAAGAAGAUCAAGUUCUGGUUCCCCAACUACAAGCUCAUGCCGUUGCUCAAAACGCCGGAGUUGACAGUUUGGGCCAGCACCUUCGAGGGUCCAUCCCAGGACUACCAGUGGUUUGAACGUUUCGCCGUUACAGCGGCAAAUGGAAACGAACUCGUUGACAUCAAAGUCCGCCAUAUGCACCCGGGCAUGAACAAGAGCCACUUCAGCCGAGGCAACUUCAGGCAGCUGGAUAUACGACUCCAAGGCUCCAAGCAGUUGCGUUCUCAUUCUCAGAAGCUCUUUGCGUCUGCUGAUGGGAAGGUGAAGAUUGGCGUUGGUGCUCGUGUCUACCACCCGCCACGUGUGCAUUUCUCCCCUUUGGUGGAGUUUGUCAUGGUCGAGACCGAAUCAAUAUCUUUCAUGGUUCAUGCCUCACACGCUGGGGCAGAAUUUCCGGACGACGUCACCAAGCAGGUCAAGUACACGCACUUGGACUGGAUCAACCUGGAGAUGGUGGGCGCUGAACACUUUGAAGGCAUUCUCCCACAGCUCUGGGGCACUAUUCCUCGCACACCGGAGGUGGAGGAGAUGUUGCUCGCCCCCAGCAAGCGCCAGCAACAGGUGGCAUGCGGAGAGCUCCCGCCUGGAAAUCGUGAAGAUCGCGUUUGCAGUCUGGCGAGCUUUUAA